Myotis davidii is the source of this 2515-nucleotide messenger RNA. RefSeq names its product cactin-like. The record is from RefSeq and is a predicted model, not a curated record. Lineage: Eukaryota; Metazoa; Chordata; Mammalia; Chiroptera; Vespertilionidae. Gene Ontology annotation, cellular component: cytoplasm; spliceosomal complex. Gene Ontology annotation, biological process: negative regulation of innate immune response; mRNA cis splicing, via spliceosome. Gene Ontology annotation, molecular function: protein binding.
ACCACAUUUGCAGGAGCUGGGAGGUUGGUUACAAGGCGUUCGAGUCCCCGCGGGUAGGGUGGCGGGAUGGGUUCUCACCUCCCGGCUCAGGCUCGGACCGGGCAGCCCGGCGCGUGCCGCGGCGGAGGAAAGCCCCCAGCGCAGGCCCCGGAUAUUUGUUUCUGCGCCGCCGCCAUCGUCCCAGAUGUUGGGUCGGGACACACACUUGCGCUCGCGGUCGACGGGUCAUAGGGGUCGCAGAGGCCGAAGGCGGCGGAGCCAGAUCGGGAGUCGAAGCAGACAUCGGAGCAGGAGCCAUGGGUGGCGAAACCGGCGGCGCCGGGACGACGAAGGGCGACGAAGCCGGGAGCACAGGUCGGAUUCAGAGGAAGACCAGGGGCAGCGGCAAGGAAGACAGAGCCGGAGCCCACAACCACCUCAGUGGCGCUCACAGGACCAGUCCUCUCAGUCUGAUUCACGCAAUGAGCGGCAGUGGCAUCACCAGGGCCGCUGGGCCCGCCGCCGGAGGACCCGCUCUUGCUCCUCCUCAUCCAGCUCUGCAUCCCCAGAUCCCUCCCAGAGCUCGAGGCAGGUGGCUGCGGCCCUGAGCCAGCAACAGAACUUGCAGGGGCGGAAGCAACAGGAGGAGCUGAUGAAGGCCUUCCAGAUGCCUGAGGAGAAGCGGGCCCGGUGCCUGGCCAAGAAGGAGGCCAAGGAGAGGAAAACGGAGAAGAUGGGCUGGGGCGAGGAAUACAUGGGCUAUACCAACACCGACAACCCCUUCCGCGACAGCAACCUCCUGGGCACCUUCAUAUUGUACAAGGCGCUGGAGAAGGAGGGGAGCAGCCACCUGGAGGAGCGGAACAAGACGAUCCAGGAGGACAAUCAGCUGGAGCUGCAGAAGGUGAAGCAGCUCCGGCUAGAGCGGGAACGGGAAAAGGCCAUGUGUGAGCAGGAGCUGGAGAUGCUGCAGCGGGAGAAGGAGGCGGAGCACUUCAAGACGUGGGAGGAACAGGAGGACAACUUCCACCUCCAGCAGGCCAAGCUUCGCUCCAAGAUUCGAACGGAUGGACGGGCCAAGCCCAUCGACCUGCUGGCCAAGUACAUCAGCGCCGAGGACGAUGUCCUGGCUGUGGAGAUGCAUGAGCCUUACACUUUCCUCAAUGGCCUCACGGUGGCUGACAUGGAGGACCUGCUGGAGGAUAUCCAGGUGUACAUGAAACUGGAGCAGGGCAAGAAUGUGGACUUCUGGCGGGACAUGACCAUCAUCACGGAGGAUGAGAUCUCUAAGCUCUGCAAGCUGCAGGCCUCUGGCAAGGGCCCAGGCGAGCGACGAGAGGGCGUUAACACCUCGGUCAGCUCCGAUGUGCAGUUGGUCUUCAAAGGGAAGACGUACAGCCAGCUGCAGGUCAUCUUCCAGGGUAUUGAGGGCAAGAUCCGGGCCGGGGGCCCCAACCUGGACAUGGGAUACUGGGAGAGCCUCCUGCAACAGCUGCGUGCCCACAUGACGUGUGCCAGGCUUCACGAGCGGCACCAGGACGUGCUCCGGCAGAAGCUCUACAAGCUGAAACAGGAGCAGGGUGUGGAGAGUGAGCUGCUAUUCCCCAUCCUCAAGCAGGAGCCCCCGUCUCCUGGCCACAGCCUGGAGCCUGAGGACCAGGCCCUGACCCCCGCAGGGCCCUCCUUGGAGGGUGGCCCCAUGGAGCCUGAGGCAGAGGAGGCCACACCGGCAGAGGGUGAAGCCGAGGGGGAGGCCGUGCUCAUGGAGGAGGACCUGAUCCAGCAGAGCCUGGACGACUAUGACGCCGGCAAGUACAGCCCCCGGCUGCUCACGGCCCAUGAACUGCCACUGGACGCCCACGUGCUGGAGCCCGAAGAGGACCUGCAGCGCUUGCAGCUGUCCCGGCAGCAGCUCCAGGUCACGGGCGAUGCAAGUGAGAGUGCGGAGGACAUCUUCCGGCGGGCCAAAGAGGGUAUGGGCCAGGACGAAGCACAGUUCAGCGUGGAGAUGCCCCUGACGGGCAAAGCCUACCUGUGGGCUGACAAGUACCAGCCUCGCAAGCCACGCUUCUUCAACCGUGUGCACACGGGCUUCAAGUGGAACAAGUACAACCAGACACAUUACGACUUUGACAACCCACCACCCAAGAUCGUGCAGGGCUACAAGUUCAACAUCUUCUACCCCGACCUCAUCGAUAAGCGCUCCACCCCCGAGUACUUCCUGGAGGCCUACCCCGACAACAAGGACUUCGCCACCCUGCGCUUCCACGCCGGGCCGCCCUACGAGGACAUUGCCUUCAAGAUCGUCAACCACGAGUGGGAAUACUCACAUCACCAUGGCUUUCGUUGCCAGUAUCUAAACUGGAGCCCUCACCACCAACUGUCAAAGUCUCUACUUGGGAAAGUUGUGAGAAAAGAAUUGGCUAAACCCUACUUACCCCAAGUCUUUAGUAAACCAGGAAUCUGCCACCAUCCAAUUCGAGCAAAGCAAGACUCACAGAGCUUUGCGUCAAAGGUCAUCAAGUCAGAGCCCUAG